GUGACGCAAACAGCGAGUGGUAAAUUCAAAAAAAAUCUCUUUGGCGUUUGUGGUUUGGACGGAUAAUGUUUGGAUAGUCGAUUUCAGAUUAUUUCUGAAAAGUUUCCGCGUGUAUUUUGUCUAAAAAAAAACUUUGCCGUAAGGAUUUAAGUUUCGGAUACGAACGCUUUGCAGGUAAAACGUGAGAGCAUGCCUGUAGAUGACGCCUCCGAGCUCCUCAGGUACUAUGAGGUUUAUGAAACCAUUGGCUCAGGUGGUUUCGCGAAGGUCAAACUUGGCAGACACAUCCUGACCGGCGAGAAAGUGGCCAUCAAAAUCAUGGAAAAGAAAGUCCUUGGGGACGACCUGCCUCGCGUGAAGACUGAGAUCGAAGCGAUGAAGAACCUCAGUCAUCAGCACGUGUGUCGCCUUUACCACGUCAUUGAGACGCCCAGCAAGAUAUACAUGGUUCUCGAGUAUUGUCCCGGAGGAGAGCUGUUCGAUUACAUCGUCGCGAAAGACCGUCUGACGGAGGAGGAGACCCGUGUGUUCUUCCGUCAGAUCGUAUCGGCACUGGCCUACGUCCACAGUCAGGGAUACGCCCACCGUGACCUCAAGCCUGAAAACCUGCUGAUUGAUGAGGACCACAAUUUGAAGCUGAUCGACUUUGGGCUCUGCGCCAAACCAAAGGGCGGUCUCGGUUACGAACUCAUGACGUGCUGUGGAAGCCCCGCCUACGCAGCUCCAGAACUCAUCCAGGGCAAAUCGUAUAUCGGUUCAGAGGCGGAUGUUUGGAGUAUGGGCGUGCUGCUGUUCGCCCUGCUGUGUGGCUACCUCCCGUUUGACGAUGACAACUGUAUGGUGCUGUACAGAAAAAUCACAAGUGGCCUUUAUAAAAACCCUCACUGGCUGUCUCCUGGAAGUAUACUGCUUCUUAACCAGAUGAUACAGGUGGAGCCAAAGAGGCGUUUAACAGUCAGGCAGCUUCUGGCUCACCCCUGGGUGAUGAAGGGAUACAGCAGCCCUGUGGAGUGGCACAGCACGCGUCCGCUGGGACAUAUCGAUGAGGAUUGCAUCACAGAGAUGGCUGUGACGUUCAAGUGGUCCAAACAGAGCACCAUCCAACUGGUAUCAGAGUGGAAAUAUGACCAGACCACUGCUACGUAUCUGUUACUUCUGGCUAAGAAGCAGAGCGGGAGACCCGUGCGUCUCCGAGCGGACGUGACCGCACGCGACCCCACGCGCUCCCCCGGACAGGUAAUACAGAAGACCCUGCGUUUCAGUGACGACGAGGACGACGCUGAAGAUGAAGGCACGCAGAGAGCCGUGCUGGGGUCCAUGGUUUUCCCGAGCGAAUGCUACGACGACGACGACGCCUGGAUCCCGUUAACGCCAAGGAACACGCGGCACGCACAGACUCCACGCAAAAAGCCCACCUGUCAAUCAUCUGAGAAGAGGCGGGGUGAAACAGGCCAGUCCCCUAUCGUAGACCGAGCGAAGGCACGUCCACGGGAUGGUGAGAAGCGUGAACGGGCCAGAGAGAAUAAAGAGAACUUGGCAGUGACCGAUGCCGACGGUGGCGUUUUCGCUCUGCCCGCCCCCGUCACUCCAGCGUCCAAUCGGAAAAGCCGGACCGACAGAAAGGCUCAGAUGACGCCCGUUAAUAACAACGUCAUACACAAGCCAGUGGAAACCCCGAAAGAAGUGGUGGGCCGGAGGGCCGGGGAACAGCAGCAAGGAGGAAAGGAGAUCCUCGUCUUAAGCCCGGAGAGAAGGUGCCGCUCGUUGGACAUGGCGGGGGGACAGGUGGACAGCGGGCAGAAGCGCAAGGCAGGGAAGGUGUUCGGCAGUUUGGAGCGAGGCCUGGACAAAGUCAUCACCAUGCUCACUCCGAGCAAGAGGAAGGGCACGAGGGACGGACCGCGCCGGAUAAAGGCGCAGUACAACGUGACGCUGACGAGCCAGGUUAACGCAGACCAGGUCCUGAAUCAGAUCCUGAGAGUUUUACCAGAGAAGAGCGUGGACUACGUGCAGAAAGGUUACACACUGAAGUGUCGCACACAGUCGGACUUCGGUAAGGUGACGAUGCAGUUCGAGUUGGAGGUGUGUCUCCUGCAGAAACCCGAGGUGGUGGGAAUCCGGCGGCAGAGGCUGAAAGGAGACGCCUGGGUCUACAAACACCUGGUGGAAGACAUCCUGUCCUCCUCCAGCGUCUGAGCGAGCGUGACGUCACUUCCUGUCUCCGGUGAACGUCGUUACCGCACGUCACUCUGCACCGACUUCCGGUGUUCGACACAGCCCGAGACUCACCUGGCGUCUUAUUUUCCCAUCCUUUAUUUGUGCCUUUCUUUAUUUGUGUAGAAUAUUGUUUUGUAAAAUCUUCAUCUGAUAAGAAGGUUCAUGAAAACUGAUCAAUUACACACUUUUUUUUUUUUUUUUUUUUUAAAUCCUGAUUCGGCUUUCCCGCAUCACGCGAGGCCGUUUUUAAUAACCGGCGCACUCGAGUUUACGUUUUAAGUCUGAAAGCAUUAUUCUGCUCGUCUUAAUGGUCCGUCUCGUGUUGGGACGUCUGGUCCUGUUUGUUUGUAUCAUGUUUCUAUGUCUCUGUCGAGUCCAGUUUUAUAAUAUUAAAAUAAGCGGUGUUGGUGUGUAGCAGAAUAAAGCAGUUUACAAACA
This is a messenger RNA of Ictalurus punctatus (channel catfish), 2655 nucleotides long. RefSeq names its product maternal embryonic leucine zipper kinase (gene melk). The record is from RefSeq and is a predicted model, not a curated record. The transcript is spliced from 18 exons. NCBI's taxonomy places the organism in Eukaryota, Metazoa, Chordata, Actinopteri, Siluriformes, Ictaluridae. Bases 190 to 2196 code for a protein of 668 amino acids. Gene Ontology annotation, cellular component: cytoplasm. Gene Ontology annotation, biological process: protein phosphorylation; intracellular signal transduction; microtubule cytoskeleton organization. Gene Ontology annotation, molecular function: protein serine/threonine kinase activity; tau-protein kinase activity; ATP binding.